Molecule: messenger RNA, 1068 nt
Organism: Fonsecaea multimorphosa CBS 102226
Lineage: Eukaryota; Fungi; Ascomycota; Eurotiomycetes; Chaetothyriales; Herpotrichiellaceae
Exons: 1
Coding region: 1-1068 (355 amino acids)
Biological process (GO): sulfate assimilation
Molecular function (GO): 3'(2'),5'-bisphosphate nucleotidase activity
Source: RefSeq, a predicted model, not a curated record
AUGAGAGCUCCAUAUUCCCGUGAACGACACGUGGCCGAACUGGCCGUCUUGAGGGCAUCGAUUCUGACGAAGCGGGUCCAAUCGACCGUGAGUGAAAUCUCCAAGGACGACAACUCGCCAGUGACCGUAGCCGACUUUGCCGCUCAGGCUCUUAUCAUCUCUGCGCUCCGGGAUGCCUUUCCCGACGACGGCUUUCUCGGAGAGGAGGAUGCAGCUGCGCUGAGACGGGACGGGGCACUGGCCGAACAAGUCUACGGAUUGGUAUCGUCGGCACCGGAGGUGGCGGAGUAUUCGAAUUUCGAAGCGCCGAACACAUUGGCCAAACCAAUAUCCGUGGAGGACAUGUUGAACUGCAUUGAUCUUGGCGGCCGUGGGACUGGGGGCGACAAGGGCCGCUUCUGGAUCAUGGACCCCGUUGACGGGACGGCGGCGUUUGUCAAGGGUCAACAGUACGGCGUGGCGUUGGCUCUGAUCGAGGACGGCCGAGAAGUCGUCGGGGUGCUGGGGUGUCCCAACGUCGGCGCCAACACGACCCGAAUAUCCGAAGACGACGUCGACCGCGACGGCCUGGGCGUCAUGCUGACGGCAGUGCGAGGCCGAGGCUCGACCAUCCGCACCAUGAGUCUGCGCGGACUCGGAGCCGCUCUGGCCUUGAGCCAUCUGGAGUCGUCGCCAAACCCGGAGGACCUGCACAUCGUCGAUUGUGUCGCGAGUACGGACUCCCGCCACGACGUGGUCGCCAAACUCGCCCAUGACUUCCAGACCACACUCCCCGUUAUCGACCUCUGGUCGUUGCAUAUCCGCUACGCCGCCUUGGUCGUGGGUGGCGCUGAUGUACACUUUUGUAUCCCAACCACCCCAAACCCCUCGAGAAUGCACAUCUGGGACCACGCCGGCUCGCAGUUGAUCUUUACCGAGCUGGGCGGAAAGGUGACGGACCUAGACGGCAAGCUGGUGGAUUUCGGCGCCGGCAGAGAUCUCAAUCGCAACAGAGGGCUGGUCGUGGCAAGGGAGGGAAUUCAUGAGACUCUCCUGGCGGCCGUGAACAAGAUAUUGCUCGAGGCAUAG